Aspergillus tanneri is the source of this 825-nucleotide messenger RNA. It is a transcript of the gene NIT2, whose product is annotated as carbon-nitrogen hydrolase family protein. The coding region runs from base 1 to 825 and encodes 274 amino acids. Gene Ontology annotation, molecular function: hydrolase activity, acting on carbon-nitrogen (but not peptide) bonds, in linear amides. The record is from RefSeq and is a predicted model, not a curated record. The transcript is spliced from 5 exons. Lineage: Eukaryota; Fungi; Ascomycota; Eurotiomycetes; Eurotiales; Aspergillaceae.
AUGGGCAUCGCAGCCGUGGGCCAGCUGUGCUCAACAGCGAGUAUGGCUACGAAUCUGGCUCAAUGCCAAACACUGGUGCGCAAAGCAGUUGCAGCUGGCGCUAAAGCCCUUUUUCUUCCCGAGGCAUCGGACUACAUUGGCUCCUCAGCUGCUGAGACCAUAUCACUUGUUCGCUCUGAGCAGGAGAGUGAGUUUGUGUUGGGACUUCAGAAAGAAGCCCGACAAGCUGGUCUACCCAUCAACGUGGGUAUUCAUGAGCCUGCCUCUGAUGGUCGUGUGAAGAACACUCUUAUCUGGAUCGAUGAAAAGGGUGCCAUCACGCACCGCUAUCAGAAGAUCCAUCUCUUCGAUGUAGAUAUCGACGGUGGGCCAAUCUUGAAAGAAAGCUCAAGUGUUGAAAAGGGCAUGGGAAUACUGCCCCCGUUUGAGACACCUGUAGGCCGUGUUGGACUAUCCAUAUGUUUUGAUUUACGAUUCCCCGAGAUAAGUCUCGCUCUGAAACGGCAAAAUGCCCAGAUCAUCACAUAUCCGUCUGCAUUCACUGUUCCCACGGGGCGUGCGCAUUGGGAGACAUUGUUGCGUGCUAGAGCAAUUGAGACCCAGUCCUACGUGAUAGCAGCAGCACAGGCUGGUCCGCACAAUGAGAAACGAAGAAGCUAUGGCCACUCGAUGAUUGUGAACCCUUGGGGAGAAGUCGUGGCACGACUUGGAGAUGAAUACCAGGAACCGCAGAUUGCGGUUGCUGAUAUUGACAUGGACCUCCUGGCCAAGGUUAGGACAGAAAUACCGCUGCUUAGGAGGACAGAUGUCUACCCAGAAGUGUAG